CUUUUCUUUCUGUUGGUUGUCGGGGUAUACGUUCAGAAUGGACCCGAAGUGUAAGAUCUCGGCCAUGGACUCGGCCAUUGCGGAUAUGUCCAACGAGGACUCGUUCUCGACGGUAGCGGGUACUCCAAGUGACGAUACUACCUCACUUACACAGGAAUCCACUCCAGUCGAACAGCAGGAACCUGCUCUAGUCGCACAGCAAUUACUUGCAGCAGUUCUACGGCAAGAAGACGAAGCCUCGACAAGAGCGGACAACCUGAGUGACAACCCUACGACAGUCACUCAGAUACAAGAUGCGGCAACCUCACAACCAGCGAAACGGCGUAGAAGCAGCUUCCUAGCACCGCCAGGGUUUGACUUUGGUGAUUUUGGAACGGCUGCCUCCCAGCGAACUCGCAGAGCAGCAGCUCGAAAGACAAUUCCGCCGCCAGGACCGCAGGAAUCGCAGGAACCGCCACAGAAGCGCAGAAGAACAGGAAGCAAGAAAGCCACUAUCAAUGAGUCUCAUGAUUUGCCCACCGAGGAAACAAGUGCGGCUCCAGUCAACGAGGUAUCGCCGCCAUUGGAUGCUCAUGAGGUGAAAGCAAGCCCUCCAGAGCGCGAGAAAACGCCUCAGCGAGAUCAGGCAGCUGCGGCGCUGCCUACACCUCCGCAAACGCUGAACAAAGCCGAUACGCAGACCAUUGCACAGUCAUUGCUGCGCAGAUCUGCUCGCGAGCGACUCCCUACAAAACGCUACCAAGAGUCGUCAAAUGAAGAAGUGACGCCCUGCAAAAAGAGAACCAGAACAAGUGUGGUGUCUGCUGGAAGUCGCAAUGAGAGCUUGUCAGCAACGAGGAAUCGCAAAAGCCGCGUUGUACGCUUGAGAGUAGGCUCUAACCAGGAGUCCAGCCAGUCGAUGUCCUUGACAGAGUCGUUCAGCCAUCGACAGAAGCGUGGGGACUCCAAAGGUUCUCAGAUCUAUCAAAGUCAGAAUCAGAGCGUUGCAGGAAUUGGCAGCUUCCAAGACCACAGCCCGGAAGUGUGUGCACAACCGCAGUCGUCUCCAAUAUUAGCAGAUAGUCAGGAGCUGUACUCUUCGCAUUCUACACACAAUGAUGACGCGACUUCACACACGACAGCUCACCUUCAAGAGCACCUCCAGACCGAAAAGAAUUUGGCAGGACAGCACUCCAGUACUUUGAUGAGACAGCGACAGAGAUCAGCUUUGACCCCCGAGGCAUCUCCUCGACAAGCUGAUGCUUCGACGUCGCAAAAGAAUGCUGGAAAAAAUAUCUCGUGGCAGACACAGCCCACGCAGCCUUGGUUCCCGUCAUGCAACGGAGCUCCUAGCGCUACAUUCCCAGCAACAGUGCCCACGCAGUCGAUUCAUGCAUCGCAAGCAACGACAAUCGACGAGGCGCCGAUCCAGCUGCUUCCAUCCACCCAGACACUGACCAAGCAGGGGCUGCACGACAUCGCCGACCAACUCCUCGCACAUCGCACUUACGGCCCGCCAAAGCCAGAGCCGGCUGGCCAGCCGUCCGUCUGGGCCGAUGCGCGAAUGGAUCUGUGCGAGACUCUGCACUACUUCCGCAGCUAUCAAGGCGCCUGCCAUUCCACCGGUGGCUUCGUCAGGGGCUUCAUGUUUGACAAAGUUGCCCAUCCCCGCGACUACACCGACAGCAAUGUCGUCAUCGCACGAGCCGGCGGCGGCCAAGUCAGGGACAAGAAUUCCGGCGAGAUGAAGGCCACUGGAGAUCAGGUUGAAGGCAUAGUCUCGCAGAACCUGAGGAACUGCAUGAAUCAUUACAAUCCAGUUGUGAUCAUCACAGGGACUGACAACCCGCACAUGCCGUCUCAGCCUCCACACCAGUACUGCGUCUUGGACCACUUCAAACCGACCCACAUCUGGACCGAGAAGAGCGGCAAAAGCAAGAUCGUGCGCUAUCGCUUUGAAAAACUCAACGCGAAGAAGGAUUCGUGGUGGCAGGCGAAAGACACUGAGGAUCCUGUCGAACUUGGCUCACUCCCACCGCCGGUCAGCAAGGCCUGCGGCACCUGUGCGCGCGAGUCUCUGCAGAUCUAUCUCAAUGGCUGGAUGUGUCUGCAGCCGACCUGCGGCUCCUUCUGGCUCAUCCUGCCGUCUGGGUCUGACUACCGCCGCGGCAGCACGCCCUUCGAGCCCGACGAAGCAUCGCUGACCUACGACCCGCGCUUCCUCAAAGCCCACACCCCCUGGCCCAACGACGACCACACCUACCCCCUGACCUCCACCGACGCAGCCACCUCCGCCCACGCCGUCCCCGGCGAAGACACUUCCGAGGCCUUCACCCGCGGCGUCGUCUGCCCGCGCUGUGGCCGCUGCACCUCGCGGCUGUCCUGGACCGGCUGGGAGUGCACCUGCGGCUGGACCAAGUCGCCUCCACACACCCUCAUCCCCGCGCUCUCCACGCGCGAACCCCUCUGGCCGCUCUCCAACGCGUACACGCCGUCGCGUGACACGCACUCGCCGCUGGUAACCGUCUCCGUCUCCUUCGCCCACGGCUACCGCAUCAACCGCUACGCGCUCCCCGGCAUCGACGGCUUCGUCACGCACAUGAUCGCCAACGCGCGCGUCGCCGCCGAGCCCCACGGCCCGGACGCCAUGUUCGAGGCGCUGCAGGCGCAAGACAUCGGGCUGCGGCGCCGCGCAAUGGACGGCGCGAUGCUCAAGGGCGGGAUCUACACGCGCCACUUCUGCGUCAACUACGGGAUGCCGUACAAGUUCAUCGCGGCCACCGAGUCCCACCCGUUCCCGCCGCACCCGCACCCCGUCUCCACGGCGCGCGCCAGACUCGACUGGGCCGCGCGGUUCCUGCUGGCGCGCGAGCCCCCACCCGAAGACGCAGCGGCCUCGCCCCCCUCGUCUCCACCCUCGUCAACCCCGCCCGGGCCCCCCUCCCCCCUCGCCUCCUACACCGCCCACUCCUUCAACGAGGUCCUCGCCCUCGGCUACUUCGAAACCCAGCGCAUCUCGUACCACGACGACGGCGAAUCCGCACUCGGCCCCACCAUCGCCACCCUCUCCCUCGGCGCCCCGGGCACCAUGCGCAUCCGGCUGAAAUCCAAGCACCACCUCGGCGUCUCCAGCGCGGGCGUCUACACCGACGCGCCGCCGCUGCCGGGCUGCGUUGCGCACGCCGCGCGCGCCGCGCUGGGCCCCGAGUUAGCCGCGCUGCGCGCCGGGCCGGGGAAGCAGUACAGAGCUCGGCUGAAGCAGAUUCCAACGGAGCUGGGGCUCAAGGCGGGCGGGUCUGCGCGCAAUGCACUGGUGCUCAGGGUCGCGCAUGGGGAUGUCGUGCUCAUGCAGGGCGAGGAGGUGCAGCGGUUCUAUGAGCAUGCGGUGGAGCAUCAGGGGAAGUUGCGGUUUGCGCUGACGUGUCGGUAUAUCGACGGGGGGGAGGGGGGGGAGUCCGGGUGUGAGAUUGGGGGUGUGCGGGAUGGGGAGGGAGAGGGGGGGUAUGAUGGUGCGAUGCUUGGGGAGGAAGAGUUAGUGCAGGGACACGAGGGGUGCAUGAAAUGGGUGGAUGAUAGAUACCUAGGAUACACGCUCCUUCAGCACAGUGCAAUCCCCGCCCCACCGUCCCUAUAUCCACACCCCCAGCCUUGCUCCUCGAAAGCCUUCUCCACCGCGUCGAGGCUAAUGCUAUUCCUCCUCAGACACCUCCAGCUUCUCCGGCCUCACGCAAUUGCCCACACAAACGCCUCAAUACUUAGCAGUGUCAACCUCAGCAAUGCCGCAUAAGACAGCCUUGAGUUCCAGCAGUUUCUGCUCCAGUCUGUCUACGCGGAGCCUGUUUUCGUCGUGCUUCUUGCGUGCUUCUUGCGUGCUUCUUCGAGCGCAGCAGUCUCGUCUGGGAUGAGGAGUUCGGUGUCGCAGGUGAGCAAGUGGUACUGCUGGUUCAUACCAUCGUUCUCGUUGGGGUUUGUUUCGCUCAUGAUUGUAACUUACGCCAUGGUGCUAGCACCCCAGGGAUCUUGCCGGCGUCAAUAGAAUGGUGGAAAGGCAGGACAGAAGGGCAGUAGAAACGCUUGAAUAUUUUGGUGGUACGUAGACGUAUAACAGAGGUCCAUGCUUGACCCUCCGAACCGCAUGCUUUCCCCGCCCACCAUCCGCUAUGCUCUCCCAUC
Molecule: messenger RNA, 4152 nt
Organism: Boeremia exigua
Lineage: Eukaryota; Fungi; Ascomycota; Dothideomycetes; Pleosporales; Didymellaceae
Exons: 3
Coding region: 38-3766 (1242 amino acids)
Biological process (GO): DNA repair
Source: RefSeq, a predicted model, not a curated record